Molecule: messenger RNA, 2020 nt
Organism: Dentiscutata heterogama
Lineage: Eukaryota; Fungi; Glomeromycota; Glomeromycetes; Diversisporales; Gigasporaceae
Source: the annotation of a GenBank genome assembly
CGAGGCCAUAUUGGACAUUAUUGUUCCGAAUGGUAUUCUUGAAUGUACUGAAGAACGAGUACCUUCAAUAUUAUCUGCUAAAACCCAUGAACUAUUACGUUUUUAUCUUGUUAUUGGGUUACCUUCUGAUUCUGUCAUCUAUGAUCUCGCUACCGUGGAUGCUUUUUUUCAUCAACUGGACAUAAAUGUGGAAGCUUCUCUGAACGAUUCGUAUAAUGUUUCUGUCCCAUCACUUUCUCCUAUUCCUAGAUCGUAUCAUCACUCGAUUAGAUCUCGUUCUAGUUCUACUCCAACUCCUCCUUCGAUUCCUGGAUCUCCUUCUUGCCAUCCCUCUGACAAAGUAAAUAAAAUGUCAGAAGGUUCUGUUAUUUAUUCAUGCCCUUAUGACCCAAAUAAAAAUGAUGAAAAAAUGGUUAUUGUCAAGUUUAAAAAUCGAUGGACUUGUGUCGUACCAUUAAAGAUGUCUGUAAAUUUCAUGAAAACACGUUCUGCUAAUCCAACAUUAUCUUUGAAUGUUUCUGUAUCUUUGCAAUCAUCAUCCUCAAUGGUCGAUGAACAAGAUACUCCACAACUUUUUGGCCAAAUAAAUUUGCUAGCAGGUCUUGCGGAUGAUCCAGUUUUUGAAGGGUUUUCUACUCCUUUUCAUAUAUCUCCACCUCGUUUACAAACAUUAGAUUCUGUAAACAAACGAAGCUUAUAUGGUCCAAUUAAACCUAUAAAAAGAAAUUGUUUUAAAUCAUUAUCUUUAAAGAAUGCCUUAACUGUUCGUAUGCGAACAAUAAGCGUUUCACCAUUAGACAAUGCUUUGAUGAUUGCAGUUGAGAUUGAAAACAAUAACGCUGAAACAACUGCUUCAUUUGCUGUGGACAAGAUCAAAAUAGAUGUUCCUUAUAGUUUUGUUACAAGAUAUGAGUGUACACAAGAUAAGACUACAAAUGAUUUUCCGUUGACAUUGAAUCCAUUUGAUCAAGUGUCUUUUCUUUAUAAUAUCGUAAUACUUGAAAAACCUUCCUUACCUACCCUCCCUACACAACAAUAUUUCCUUCCAUCAUCUUCAAUGAGUUCUCGCGGAUCUUCACGUAGAAGUUCUGUUUCUUCUAUUUUUUCAAAUAAGAUACCUGCAUCAUCUCCAGCUGAAGACCGACAGCGUCCUCUUUCUAUCAGAAUAAGAGGUUCACCCAUUUUAAAGAAUGAGAAAAUACAUGUUAUUGAAUCUAAAUGGAAUUGUAAGCUAGAUUUAUCUAGUUUACUUAAACGUGAUAAUUCAAUACCUCUUAAUAAAAUAAUUCAACAAAGUCAGCAAAACUCAAGGUUCACUGUAUCUCAAACGUCUGUUUCUUCAAGAAAUUCGGCUUUUUUAUCAACCGAUGUAUCAACUCCAACCUCUAUAAAAACUUUUAAUUCUGAUUUAAAUAUUAAGAAACAUUGGAGCGUUCCAACUGCACUUGAAUCAAUAAAUGGAACUCUUGUUGGUGGUAGAGUUCCGAAACAAAAAAUUGCCAUUGAUAGUGGUGAUUGCGUUGCUGUGUCAUUUUCUGUUAAGGUUCCCAACAAAAAUCAAUUAGAAAAUAGUACAUCACCGUUAUCGAUAGUAACAAAGCUUCCUAGCGAUAGUUAUGAAGAUAUUUCAAUGCUUUCUAUACGUGGCAAUCUAUCGAAUAAAAUUGAGCCUUUUAUAAAUGAAUCAGACUUUCUCAAUAAAUAUUUAGAGUUCGAGACUUUUGACGCUGAUCUCGUUUGUUUAGAGAAUAACGUUUGUACAAGACCAAUACAGCCAUUAACAUGUGAAACUGUUUCAAUAAGUUUCAUCGCCAUGAAAGAAUCUUUACAUGUAAUCGAUCUAGUUCAAAUUGUAAAUACCGAUACAGGCUUUGUAACAAACCUUCGAAACGUUUUAGAAAUAUUAAUUCGCAGUAGAACCGAUGUUACAACGUUCCCAACAUUCAAAUCUGAAACUGACAAAAACAACUCAAUAUUUAAUGACGUUAUUCCAAUUCGAAAACAACUAAUCGUAUCUUAA